Messenger RNA from Drosophila bipectinata, 1026 nucleotides. Lineage: Eukaryota; Metazoa; Arthropoda; Insecta; Diptera; Drosophilidae. The record is from RefSeq and is a predicted model, not a curated record.
AUGAAGGCUUUAGCCCGCAGUUACGUCUGGUGGCCCGGUCUGGAUGCAGAUAUCGAGAAGGCGGUGAGUCAAUGUUUAGCGUGCCAACAUACGAGAAAUUCCCCCCCACGAUCGGACGUACAUCACUGGGAGUCUGCCAAGAAACCAUGGUCCCGCCUGCACAUUGAUUUUGCCGGACCUUUCCGAGGGAACACGUUUGUGUUAGUCGUCGACUCUUUUACCAAGUGGCUUGAAGUCUGCCUCGUAAAAUCGACAUCCGCGUCAGCUGCAAUCACCUUCCUUCGGCAACUGUUCGCCACCCAUGGCAUUCCGGAUGAAAUCGUGUCCGACAACGGAACUGCUUUCACGUCCGAGGAGUUUAUGUUGUUUAUAAAAAACAAUCGGAUCCGUCAUAUCCGAUCCGCGCCGUUCCACCCUGCAACCAACGGACGGGCUGAACGAAUGGUUCAAACCACGAAAAGUUACCUGAAGAAACUAGAUCGUCAAACAGAUGUCAACUUAGCGUUAGCUCAUUUCUUGUUUGAUCAGCACACUACGCCCCAUUCCGCUACGAAGCAUUCGCCAGCGGAGUUACUAUUCAAUAGGGAGCUCCAGACAUUCUUUGACAAAUUAAGUCCAGGCGAAAGAUCAUAUGGUAAGAUCGGCGAUGCCCAAACUAAAAAGUCUUUUGUUACAGGCAGCCCUGUUUGGGUCCGAAACUAUGCAAGCGGUCCCAAGUGGCUUGAGGGCCACGUCUCGAAGCGAACGGGACCGAUUUCCUAUUCGGUGUAUCUCGAGGACGACCGAACAGUCAGGCGACAUCUGGAUCAGCUGCGAUUGCGCAGUUCUUCGCAGCAGCCAACACCAGAGCAGACAGCAUCACCAACUUGCUGUUCCACUCCAACCCCAACUGACGCAGUAGCUGGCGGAUCCUCAACUCCAGCUGGGCCACAGCGCUUGCCUGAGCAAGACGGGACUGAAGGACCGCCACGCAGAUCGGCCCGUGACCGUCGUCGGCCCCAGUUCUACGAUCCGUCUGGGUGUUAA